This is a messenger RNA of Carassius gibelio (silver crucian carp), 1996 nucleotides long. RefSeq names its product placenta growth factor. Lineage: Eukaryota; Metazoa; Chordata; Actinopteri; Cypriniformes; Cyprinidae. The record is from RefSeq and is a predicted model, not a curated record. Gene Ontology annotation, cellular component: membrane. Gene Ontology annotation, molecular function: vascular endothelial growth factor receptor binding; growth factor activity; chemoattractant activity. The transcript has 7 exons. Gene Ontology annotation, biological process: positive regulation of endothelial cell proliferation; positive regulation of angiogenesis; positive regulation of protein phosphorylation. The coding region runs from base 396 to 941 and encodes 181 amino acids.
UUGUUGAAAGGUAGUCAGGGCGCUCGUAUGGAAGUGUGCCACUGAGUUUGGGAAAUGCGCGAGCAGGAGUCUUGCACUAGGAAACAGACGCUGGCUCUCCAGUGGCGCGUGAGGACGAUUAAAACCCGCAAGCUAUAGCCUAAUUUAAAACACUGUUUACUUCAUAAAGGACCUAUUUUAAACAUUAAACCGGUGGUAUUCCGAGGUAGAUCUAGAUUGGAUGCAAUUAAGUGACGUAUCAGCACUGAUAUUUUAUGAAACCAAAAAGAAAACAUCUUGUUUCGUUUGAUUUGGUUUCUUUGAGAAAGCGACGCACACUUUACUGCGCGAGCUGGCCACCUAGAACCGUUUUGUGGAAUUUAUGGUGACAUUUCCAUAUUGGCAUUACCAUUUGGAUGGACUACUGUUUGGAUCUUUCCACGGUCAGGCUUGCUCUGGCGGUCGAGAUGGGUUAUUUGACGGCACUGUUACAAAUAUUUGCUGCGCUCCAGUUGAACAUUUUACCUGUACAGAGUUCUUCCUUAGUAAACGUAAACAACAGCGCUAAAGUGAUGCUGUUUCAAGAGGUCUGGGGGAAAAGCUUCUGCCGCACCAUAGAGAAGCUAGUGGAAGUGGUUCAGGAGUACCCUGGGGAGGUGGAGCACAUCUUCAGCCCCGCCUGCGUGCCAUUGGUCCGCUGCGCUGGUUGCUGUGGAGAUGAGAAUCUGGAGUGUCACCCUACACUUACAUCUUACUCCACCAUGCAAUUAUUAAAGAUUAAGCCAGCGGAGCAGGGCCAGGAAUAUGUGGAGAUGACCUUUGUGGAGCACAAAGCCUGUGAAUGUAGACUAAGAAAACCGACAAAGAAACAAGACAGAUUGAAACCCAGAAACAGAGGGAGAAAAAGAAAGGAGAAAAAGAGAGUGAAAGAUUGUGACACCUGUCAGCCUCCCCGUAGGUAAACGCUGUCUCGCCCGUGAUGCCAGCCAAUCGCGCGCAUCUGCCCCCUUCUGUGCGACCCUCACCGUCAUCAUCAUUCACUUAUGGAUACUGCCUCUGCUCUGCACCCCACCAUCCCCAAAGCAGAGUUGUUAUGGUGAUGGGGCUUCUGUCAGCACACAGGGGGGCCUUCCAGUCAUCUAUACAGGAAACUCCUGUCGUGCAGCUCUCUACAGAAGAAAAACAACUGAAGACCAAACCGAAAAUCUAAAAUCCUAGGGACUUAUAUUAUUAUAAUAUUACUAUUUUAUUGUUUUAUAAUAGUAGUAGUGAAAGUAAUAAAGUAAUAGUAGUGGUAGUUGUGGUUCAGCUGCCAAGCCUUCCCCUUUUAUUUAUUAAAACCCACUGAAGUAAAACUGGUAUAUUCCAUUAAUCAGUACAUUAGCAAAGCCAUCGUGUGUUUCUUCAUAAAUCUAGAAGGAAGCACAGAACAAAAUGCCAAAUGUCAUCUCUUUAGAUUCUGUGUUACUGACUAUAUUGCAAUUAACUAAUGUUAAAACCAUCUUAGAAGAGUGAAUACAUAGUAUUUUCUGUUGAGGUUCUGUGUGUUAGCAAUCGACUUCAUUGUUAAAUUGACAUACUGACCUCUAGUGGUGAUAAUAAAAUAGAUAUUUCCGGUUCAGCUCUAAUAUUUCCACUUUGCAAAGAUAAAAGUGUGCACUGUGUUAGGACAAAGACUUUUCUCUGAAAGGGCUAGUUAACAGGAACCGAGACAGACGUUCAUUAUGAUAUGAGUGAAUGUCGGUGCUUUGUAUUGUUUUGUCAGUGAAAAUGACUGAAUUUUCCUCACUUUAGACUCAGGUCUAUAAAGUGUUGGAAUUUAACCAAAGAAGCGUUAUUAUCUAAGCUGCUGGCCCUAAAUAUAAAUAAAAUAGUUUUCACCAAAGGGCUAUUUAAUUCCCAAUGUAUAAAAUGUUGUAUGUUAUUAAUAUUAUACAACUUUAAGAGUACCUUUCGUAAUAGAUUGACUAUUGUUUGUUAUUUCUGAUUAUUAUUAAAAAUUAUUUUGUGAAACAUU